This is a messenger RNA of Chlamydomonas reinhardtii, 1784 nucleotides long. RefSeq lists its product as uncharacterized. The transcript is spliced from 3 exons. The record is from RefSeq and is a predicted model, not a curated record. NCBI's taxonomy places the organism in Eukaryota, Viridiplantae, Chlorophyta, Chlorophyceae, Chlamydomonadales, Chlamydomonadaceae. Bases 160 to 1044 code for a protein of 294 amino acids.
ACGGACUUCAUCAUCGCGGUUCUGCAAUUCUAGGGGCUUGGGACUGCUUGAAGCAAAACACCAGACUGUCUGCCUGGCGGAGCUUUGCUGACGAAUGUUCAUUCUCUCGUAAAUCUUUGCUUUAGACACAUCAUAGGAAUGCAAAGCUCAGCUUGCGGCAUGCUCGCAAGUAGGAUCGCGUCGCACGCGCUUGCUGCGACGUCAGGAAGCGGGCGGGGCUGGUUCGGGGCAGCGGCGCAGCAGUGGCGCGCGGUGUCCGCUUCGGCAGGGGCAGCCACGGACGGAGCGCAGGAGGCUGCGCCGGCCGCAGCGGCGGCAGUUCCAACACUGACCGCUGCUCAGCGCGCCAAGCUGCCGGCACUGCUGGCAUUGGCCCGGCGCCCCACCGCCACCGCCCGGCGGCUGGGCUCCCUCACCGCGCUGUCCGCCACCUACCGCGACAUGUCCCUCACCCUGUCCGCCCUGGCGGCGCAGCAGGCGGGUCUGGACCCACUGGCACCCGCGGACGCCAUCGACCAGCAGUGGGCGCAGCAGCAGCAGCAGCAGCAGCAGACACAGGCGGCCGCCCAGGCGCAGGCCUCGGAAGGCAGCGCAGCAGCCACCACCACCGCCUCGGACCAGGGCCAGGCCGGGGCAGGGUCCUCAGCGGCCGCCUCGGGGUCUGAGGAGGUGGGUGUGCUGGGCGCCCACCUGCCGCUGCUGGACGUGACGGACAGCGCGGUCAGCGGCGGCGACGGCUUUGCAGUGGACGGCAUCCGGCCCGCCCCCCAGGAGCCGCUGCUCAACCCGGCCUACAUGGACAAGGUGAGCGCCUGGGCCGCCCUGGCGCCGCCGCACCUGGAGUCCAGCACGGCGCUGCAGACCGCCGUCAACCUGUGGCCGCCCAGCGAGGCCACAUACCCCACCUACGUGGACUUCGACGCGGCGCUGCGGCUGCUGGGGCACCACACCAGCCGCAAGCGGCUGCGGCUGGGCAGGCGGCUGCUGCGCAAGCAGGACAGGUACCAGCUCAAGACGUGGGAGCACCACUCGGGCGAGGCGUGAGGGGGCGAGGAGGGGGCGGGCAGAGAGGGGCAGGAGGAGCGGGCAGGAGGUGUGUGGGGGAUAGCUGUUCAUGUGAAGAACGGGGGCCCAGGAGGCGGACAUGCGGGGAUUGUGAGGACGCGUUGGGUUGAGCGGGUGAGGGGUGGCUGCGUGAAGCACAAGGGCGCGGAUGGACGUGGAUUGUGGUUGUGGUUGUGGUGUGUGUGUGUGUGUGUGUGUGUGUGUGUGUGUGUGUGUGUGUGUGUGUGUGUGUGUGUGUGUGUGUGUGUGUGUGCGUGUGCGUGUGCGUAGGCCGCAGGGAAGGAGUUCGUGGUGGGAGUGGCGCUGGCGGGAUGCUGGGCAGGCUCUGGGUGCGGCGUGCGGCGCGCGGGGCCACUACGGUACCUCCACUUGACAAGCAUGUAAGCAACCGGCCGUUCUGAGCUGCGACCGUGAUGUUUCUCCUGGGUCUUCAUUGCGCCAUAGCCUCGAUGAUGUUCGCACGAGUAGCCCGUCGCCUUCUCACUUCGGGUGGCGUUGUGGCCGUGUGGGUGGGGGCUACGAGAGUGAUACCGAAAGCAGCUCGACGGGGUCUCUAAAUGUCAGGUCGACGUGGGUGGGGGCCGUGUCAUCGUGUGGGUGUGUGGCUGUGUGGGAGAGGGUGCAAAACGGGUAUACAAUGGUGGGAGCAAGUGUCGUGAUGCGGCUGGAGGAAGCUCCAAACGCAAUGCACAUUGAUAUCUUGAAAAGCAUCGUCAAUA